CCUCCCCCUCCAUCACCACCAGCAGCUCUUCUCUUCCACACUUCUCCUCUUUCCUCCAUCCCUCACUCCUUACACUGCCUGUCAGAAUUCCCACAUAUCCCUAGAGGAUAAGAUGCCAUGGAGGCCACAGGAAGAACUGUGCUGUAUGUCUGCUCUGUUCUGCUCAUCUUAACAGAGGUUAGCUGUCAAUUGAUUCACAUUGAUCCAUUGGUCAGUCAUGUCAUUGAAGGGGAGUCCUUACUCCUGUCCGUGGAGACCCACUUCCCACUGGACAAAGCAGACAUUCAGGGAACCUGGUCAUACACCAUGAUAAGCGGCACCAAGAGCAGGAUGUUGGUGACAUUUACCAAAGAAAAUGUAAUUACUGAUAUGACAUACGGUGACCACCUCGUCUUUAGAGAAUCAAAUCUUUCUUUGGAAAUCAAGAACUUAAAAAGAGACGAUGAAGGAGAUUAUCACUUAAGCCUCAACAUAAAGCUUCAUAACCAAACAGGAUCCAUUAUCAAGGAGGAGAAAACAGUUCUUGUAACGGUAGAUGUCCCCGUGUCCAAUCCAGUCAUUGAGAAGAGCCCUUCCUAUGCAGUCAUUGAGGACAAGGCAAACGUAACCUGGACUUGUUCUGUUGAGAAAGGAACAAGAGUUAAAUUCAAGUGGUUCAGGGAUAAUGUUGCACUGGGUGCUAGUGACAGAUACCACUUCUCUCAAGAUAGCGCUACACUGUUAAUCAGCCCUGUGAGAAAAGAGGACAAGGGAAGUUAUCACUGUGUGGCCAGCAACCCAGUCACCGCGGGCCAACACAGCAGGGCCGUGGAACUCAUCGUCUACUAUGGCCCUUACAACCUUGAGGUGAACUCUGGCCAGGGCCUGCGCACAGGGGAGGUGUUCACCAUCAACCCUGGGGAGCCGGUCUUCUUUGAAUGCCAGGCUGACUCCAACCCACCAAACAGCUAUGUGUGGAUCUCCAAGAGCAGCAAUGGAACCGACAUAAUUGCUGAGGGCCCACUGCUGGAAGUGCGCUCCUACAAACUGGCCCAGGCUGAAGAGUACCUGUGCCGCGCCUUCAACAAUGUGACACAGAAACAGGACGAGGCCCAGUUUACAUUGGUUGUGGCCAGCUUGGGAACAGGGAAAGAGAAGCACACCCAAGAGGGAAGCUCUGUAUCUCCGCUGGCAAUUACUGUCUGCUCUUUAUUUGCUAUUGGCUUUAUGGUGCUGUUCUUCCUCAGGAGAACCUGUCAUCCAAAGAGAGUGCUUAUGAGCAUUUACAACAAACCGUUUUCAGAGCAGAAACGACCACAUCGUUCAGGUCACGAGGAUGCAAAAGAGGACUUUGGUAUCUACGAGUUUGUCUCCAUACCUGGGAAAAUGGAAUCUGCACAGGCAUCAUGCAGAUCUUUGGCUCGCCUCGAAUCGAUUCAAGAUAUGCAUACCACCAUCUACGAUGUGAUCAGACACGUUCCCGAAACCCCAAGUCACAGUUUGCUGAAGUAACUUCUGGCUGGAGAGUGGAGAUGAAACUUAGAAUGGUUUAACUUGAAGACUUCCUUGUAGCUUUAUUCUAUUAAGGCUCUGUUAUCAAAGCCUGAAGCACUGGUUUUGGUGGCCCAGUUUUUUGCACAAGGGAUGAAGGAGACUUGUGAGAUUACACAACCUGAUAGUGCACUGCUGUUGAUGAGAAUUUUGGAUGGAUGUUGCUGACAUUAGUGUGAAAUGAAAAUGUAUGUACAGCUUAAUUUUUUUUUUUUUCUGUGAAAGCAAAACUAAAGUUAAAACCAUUUUUUUCUGUUUUAAGGUGAAGAAUAUAUAAAACCAAGCGAGUUAGAAGUAUUCAGUUUUACCUUAUUUUAAAGAUCCUGUAAUGAUUCCAAGGUGCCGAAAUUCCCACAUCUUCAUUGUUAUUUAAAAUAUAGAUUUAAAAAAAAAACAAAAAAAACAUGGAUAAUAUCAUUUUAAUUUAACAUUCCCUGCUGAGAAAGUAUAUUUUGUGAGAAGUGUUAUAAUUAAAGCAGUUCAUUGUACGAAAUAUAUAUUCAGGUUAACUGUGAAUAUUGUACAUGGAUUAUUCUGCAGAUUCUUUAUACAUAUUGUUUUAUUUCUACAUUUUACUUGAAUCUAUUUAUUCCUAUCAAUGCUUUUAACCCUGCUUCCCCAAAAUGUAGCAUUUUCUUUCUUCUCAUAAUGGAUGCAAUGAAAUGCUCAAAAAAGGAAAAU
Archocentrus centrarchus (flier cichlid) is the source of this 2211-nucleotide messenger RNA. RefSeq names its product HEPACAM family member 2 (gene hepacam2). Bases 118 to 1491 code for a protein of 457 amino acids. Lineage: Eukaryota; Metazoa; Chordata; Actinopteri; Cichliformes; Cichlidae. The transcript has 9 exons. The record is from RefSeq and is a predicted model, not a curated record.